AUGGCAACUACACUUGCUGCUUAUGCGCUCUCUUCCAUCUUGACUGGCUUGUCGUUCUUCCUUCUUGGCUGGCUACGCUUAGGUGUUCUUAUCGGAUUCUUUCCACGGCAUAUAUUAGUCGGCUGUAUCGGUGGCGUUGGAGUGUUCCUCAUCAUAACAGGACUCGCAAUCAGUACACGCAUCUCUGACGAUGAACUCACACUCACACUUUCCACACUCCGCUUCUUUCUCCUCAACACGCAUUCUCUCACUCUUUGGGUCCCACCCUUCUCACUCGCAGUUCUCCUACGCCUCAUCACGAUGAAAUGGAGACAUCAGCUCGUUUUUCCACUCUACUUUAUAGCCAUCCCGACAGGUUUCUAUAUCAUCGUAGCCGCUGCUCAAUUGGAUCUCGGCGUCCUCAGAAGGGAAGGGUGGAUUUUUGAAGUGGCCGAAGCUUCUCAAGAUGUAUCGUGGUACCAGUUUUACACAUAUUUCGAUCUCAAGGCUAUCCGAUUUGGGCCUCUGUGGUCGACGCUACCAACUCAGUUUGCGCUGCUGUUCUUCAACAUCUUGCAUCCACCUCUCAACGUACCCGCUCUAUCCGUCUCUCUCGGUGUGGACAUCGAUACGAACAAGGAACUUGUUGGUCACGGGUACUCCAACCUCCUUGCUGGGUUCCUAGGCACUGUCCCGAACUACCUUGUAUACGUCAACACACUGCUCUUUUAUCGUGUAGGAGGGACCACUCGCAUCGCGGGCUUUCUCCUUGUUUUAGCCAACAUUGCAUUGCUCCUUGUAGGCACAGGACCUAUUGCAUAUAUCCCUGUUAUGGUCGUUGGUUCACUCAUAUUUGUGCUUGGUAUUGACCUUGUGAAGGAGGCGUUGUGGGACACCAGACAUCGUGUGAGCAGAUCCGAGUAUAUCACGAUUAUCAGCAUUAUGAUAUGCAUGACGGCGUGGGAUUUCGUGAUUGGUGUGUUGUUUGGAAUCGUUAUUAGUUGCUUCUUUUUUGUAGUCCAAAAUUCCCAGCGAAAGAGCAUCCGUGCCUGUUACACGGGGGACACAGCAGUGUCUACCGUUCGCAGGCCAGCAGCGCAUCGAGCGUACAUACGUGAGGCGUCCAAGCAAACCAUGGUCCUUCGUUUACAAGGUUUUCUGUUUUUUGGAACUAUUGCUCACGUUGAAGAUACGAUACGAUCAUUUGUCGAUGACCCUGCGUGGAAGCUCAACCCCGUGCGUUUCGUUGUGGUCGAUCUCUCCCUUGUCGCUGGUGUGGAUAUGUCCUCUGCCGAAGCUUUCGUCCGAGUACAGCGCCUCCUAGCCGCAAAACAAGUUGUGCUCGUAUUUUGCGGUAUUCACAUUGAUUCACCAAUCAUGAAAGCACUCCAAAGCGUUGGUGUGCUAGGGGAAGAUUACGUCGAAGUUUUUGAACUCUUUAAUGAUGCUAUGGAAUGGACCGAAAAUGCAUAUCUACGUGUGUGGUUCAGGUCUCAGAAAAUGGAAACCACCCCUGUCGUCCUUCCCGGAAGGCAGGACGUUGGUAUCGGUAUGGAUCACUCUUUUGCUAGCUCACCUAGACACCUUCAGCUUCGCGACUUGGGUGAUCGUACCAUCGCACAAGCCGCAGACUUUUUAAGUCCAAAUACGACUUCAGAACCUCACAAUACGCUCAUAAAAGCCUUUUCAUCUUAUGAUGAAGUCAAUUUAGACAUCAUUCGCAAACUCGCACCCUAUUUCGAGCGUAUGUCCGUACCUGAAGGGCUUGUGCUAUGGGACCAAAAUGACCAGCCCGAUGGGCUAUAUAUUAUUGAGUCGGGCGUACUACGUGCAACGUAUAAGUUUGCCACGCACACUCCUGAUAUUGAGCAGUCUAUGGUUCCUGGGACCUUGGCUGGAGAGCUUUCUGCUUUAUCGGGGAUGCCGCGCAAUGCGAGGGUAGUGGUGGAGCGGCAAGGAGUGCUGUGGAAGCUUAGUACAGACUACAGGCAGAAAUUGGAAAGGAAUGACCCACAACUAGCACAGAUAUUUGUGCAGCUCGUGCUCAAGGCUGCAAAGAUAGACAACGACAUUCUGCUAGCAGCGCUAGCAACGAGGCAGUGAGAUACUACAUCACGAAAAUUUACGAAGACCUAGUGGUAAAUUAUGGCUUUUUUAAAUUUUGAUUACGAUACCAGUUACCAGAUCUAAACCUUUAUAUCAUAGAUAGCGUACAUAUGAGCGUACAGUCUGAAUGCUACAUCGAUAAACAUGUACAUAACAGUAGGAAAAAACAGUAUUUUCAGGGGUAGAGACGCGCAUCUCGAUUUUGUAUCUCUCGUAGAACUUGUUGGAAGCGAAGCGACCACCAUCCACGCUGCUCCCUCUCCUGCUGUGUGAAGUCGCCAGCAUGGCCUUGCAUGGCCUCAUGAAUCUGAGCGGAUGGACUUUUUGGAAGUGGAAGUCCUGAAGCAAGGAUCGAAAGAACUGGUUGACGGUCGUACGGUUCUGAGUAUGGAUCAGGGCCGUGAGCCAAGUAAGUCCUUCCAUGUGAUGGAAGCGAUAACGACUUGAGAGUGGACUGACAAGACUGCUGGAGAGGAGAUAGCCAAUUCCUUAACGUACGACGCAGCGAAGAAGAUCCCUGGACGUCGUUCCGAGUGUCAUCGGAAGGCCAGCCGCCCUCAGGAGAUAAAGAGACAGUCAUCAUG
Serpula lacrymans var. lacrymans S7.9 is the source of this 2669-nucleotide messenger RNA. RefSeq lists its product as uncharacterized. The coding region runs from base 1 to 2082 and encodes 693 amino acids. The transcript has 18 exons. NCBI's taxonomy places the organism in Eukaryota, Fungi, Basidiomycota, Agaricomycetes, Boletales, Serpulaceae. The record is from RefSeq and is a predicted model, not a curated record. Gene Ontology annotation, cellular component: membrane.